AGCUCAUUGACACACUCACCAGAGUAGAACACUGUGGGACAGCUAUUACCUCUUCGACACAGAGAAAGUCACUGCUGCUGAGUUCUUCUGCCCUGGACUGGACUGGACUCUCUCUCUCUCUCUCUCUCUCUCUCUCUCUCUCUGUCUCUCUGUCUCUCUCUCUGGAUACCCUUUUACUCUUCACAGCAGAAGGGGAUUUGUGUCAAAGAUAUGAAGAAACCAACAUCUGUGUUUAGCAAUAUAAAGCUGUUUGUGCUGUGUCAUGGCCUGCUGCAGCUCACCCAGCUGCUCUACAGUUCCUACUUUAAGAGCACCAUCACCACCAUCGAGAGACGCUUUGGCCUCAGCAGUUUCUCCUCUGGCACCAUCUCCUCUCUGCACGAGGUGGGGAACACAAUUCUGAUAGUGUUUGUGAGUUACCUGGGCAGCAGGGUCCAUCGGCCUCGUCUCAUCGGACUGGGUGGUCUGCUGAUGUCCAUCAGCGCUCUCAUCCUGGCCCUACCUCACUUCCUGUCCCAGCCCUAUAACUAUGACUCUGUCAUACAUGAUCGCCAAGAACUGUGUUCCUUCCAGGGUCCCUCCAACACCACAGGGGCCUGUGGAAAGACAGAGAUCAAGCGUAUAGCAGACACCAACAACUUGUGGCUGCUCAUGGCUAUAGCUCAGCUGCUGUUCGGGGUGGGGUCUGUUCCCAUACAACCCUUUGGUAUCUCUUAUGUGGAUGACUUUGCCGGACGAGGCAACUCCCCCCUCUACAUAGCCAUCCUGUUUGCUCUGUCUGUGUUUGGACCCGCCUUCGGCUUCCUGCUGGGCUCCGUCAUGCUGAGGAUCUAUGUGGACGUGGACAGAACCGGCUCAGUCACCAACGCUGAGCUGGCCCCUACAGACCCUCGCUGGGUGGGUGCGUGGUGGAUGGGCCUCCUCAUCUCCUCUGCCAGCCUAGCUCUGACCUCCAUCCCAUACUUCUUCUUUCCUCGCAGCAUGCUGCUGCAAGGCAAUAGUGGAACUGAAGCUGCCAUUCAGAAUGAAGAAUCCAAAAAGCCAGACUUCUCAAUGCUUGAUUUCCUGAAGAUGUUCCCCAGGCUGUUUGUCCGUCUCCUCCUCAGUCCCCUGUUCCUGCUGUUGGUUCUGUCUCAGUGCUGUUUCUCUUCAGUCAUCGCUGGCCUCGCCACCUUCCUCACCAAGUUCCUGGAGAGACAGUACAGUACGACCACCGCUUACAGCAACCUGCUCAUAGGUGCGGUGAACCUUCCGUCCGUUGCCGUGGGGAUGCUGGUGGGCGGAGUCAUCAUGAAGAGGACCGGUCUCUCUCUGAAGACCAUCCCUCGUUUUUCUGUCGCCAUGCUCACCAUCUCUGUCCUCCUCAUCAUCCCUCUCUUCUUCAUGGGCUGCCCCACACAGAGGGUGGCGGAGGUCAACUACACACCCAAUGGGUUUCUGGCCACCUGUUAUUCCAACUGCUCCUGUCCUGAUGACUCCUUUAACCCAGUGUGUGGAUCAGACAACACUGAGUACCUGUCUCCCUGCCACGCAGGCUGCAAGGAGUACACCAAAGACCCCAAGAACAAAUUCAGGGUUCUGAAGUACACAGACUGUAUCUGUAUAGCUUACAGCCAGGGUGGUGGUGGGGGUACUGCCCGCCCCGGUCCUUGCCCCAACCAAUGUCCUCACUUCCUGCUUCCUGUCAUGUUCCUCAUCUCUCUGGCUGGGUUGAUCGCCUCCCUGACACACAACCCCAUCUAUAUGAUGGUUCUCAGAACUGUUCCCCAUGAAGAUAAAUCCUUUGCCAUAGGAGUCCAGUUUUUGCUCAUGAGAGUGCUUGCCUGGUUACCAGCCCCAGCCCUGUUCGGUAUUGUCAUCGACAGCUCCUGUAUUUGGUGGAAACAAGCCUGUGGCAACCGGCUGGGCUGUGGUUACUAUGACAAUAACAUCCUGAGGAACAGGUACCUGGGCCUGCAGGUGGGCUUCAAGGUGAUGGGGAUCUUCCUGCUUGGGGUGGUGGGCUGGAAGGUCCUGAGGACCAGGGAGUACAGCCUGGAGAAGAGGCCUGAUGGACCACUCUGAUCUGGGAUACGACUGACCUCCUGGCUCCCUACUCCGUCCUCUCUCUCGUCUCACUUUAAAGAGUAGUCUCAGGUCCACUACUGUUCCUUUCAACAGUCUGCUGUGGUGUUCUGUCUGAAUGUGCUCUCCUUUACCCACCUGAUCCACCUAACCUGUCUCAAAUGAGAGAAGUGACUCACCUAUCAACUGCCAGUGGGCAAAGUCCAGUAUGCCUUUCAACCGUAGAAUGUUUCAACGGUCUGCUUAAAGUAUUCUCAAACCCAGCUGAUCCUCCUGUUAGUAACCUCAGCACUGUUCUCUAACCCAGCUGAUCCUCCUGUUAGUAACCUCAGCACUGUUCUCUAACCCAGCUGAUCCUCCUGUUAGUAACCUCAGCACUGUUCUCUAACCCAGCUGAUCCUCCUGUUAGUAACCUCAGCACUGUUCUCAAACCCAGCUGAUCCUCCUGUUAGUAACCUCAGCACUGUUCUCUAACCCAGCUGAUCCUCCUGUUAGUAACCUCAGCACUGUUCUCUAGCCCAGCUGAUCCUCCUGUUAGUAACCUCAGCACUGUUCUCUAACCCAGCUGAUCCUCCUGUUAGUAACCUCAGCACUGUUCUCUAACCCAGCUUAUCCUCCUGUUAGUAACCUCAGCACUGUUCUCAAACCCAGCUGAUCCUCCUGUUAGUAACCUCAGCACUGUUCUCUAACCCAGCUGAUCCUCCUGUUAGUAACCUCAGCACUGUUCUCUAACCCAGCUGAUCCUCCUGUUAGUAACCUCAGCACUGUUCUCAAACCCAGCUGAUCCUCCUGUUAGUAACCUCAGCACUGUUCUCUAACCCAGCUGAUCCUCCUGUUAGUAACCUCAGCACUGUUCUCUAACCCAGCUGAUCCUCCUGUUAGUAACCUCAGCACUGUUCUCUAACCCAGCUGAUCCUCCUGUUAGUAACCUCAGCACUGUUCUCUAACCCAGCUGAUCCUCCUGUUAGUAACCUCAGCACUGUUCUCAAACCCAGCUGAUCCUCCUGUUAGUAACCUCAGCGCUGUUCUCAAACCCAGCUGAUCCUCCUGUUAGUAACCUCAGUGCUGUUCUCUAACCCUGCUGAUCCUCCUGUUAGUAACCUCAGCACUGUUCUCUAACCCAGCUGAUCCUCCUGUUAGUAACCUCAGCACUGUUCUCUAACCCAGCUGAUCCUCCUGUUAGUAACAUCAGCACUGUUCUCAAACCCAGCUGAUCCUCCUGUUAGUAACCUCAGCACUGUUCUCUAACCCAGCUGAUCCUCCUGUUAGUAACCUCAGCACUGUUCUCUAACCCAGCUGAUCCUCCUGUUAGUAACCUCAGCACUGUUCUCAAACCCAGCUGAUCUUCCUGUUAGUAACCUCAGCACUGUUCUCAAACCCAGCUGAUCCUCCUGUUAGUAACCUCAGCACUGUUCUCAAACCCAGCUGAUCCUCCUGUUAGUAACCUCAGCACUGUUCUCUAACCCAGCUGAUCCUCCUGUUAGUAACCUCAGCACUGUUCUCUAACCCAGCUGAUCCUCCUGUUAGUAACCUCAGCACUGUUCUCAAACCCAGCUGAUCCUCCUGUUAGUAACCUCAGCACUGUUCUCUAACCCAGCUGAUCAUCCUGUUAGUAACCUCAGCACUGUUCUCAAACCCAGCUGAUCCUCCUGUUAGUAACCUCAGCACUGUUCUCUAACCCAGCUGAUCCUCCUGUUAGUAACCUCAGCACUG
Molecule: messenger RNA, 3777 nt
Organism: Oncorhynchus mykiss (rainbow trout)
Lineage: Eukaryota; Metazoa; Chordata; Actinopteri; Salmoniformes; Salmonidae
Product: solute carrier organic anion transporter family member 2A1
Biological process (GO): transmembrane transport; sodium-independent organic anion transport; prostaglandin transport
Cellular component (GO): basolateral plasma membrane
Molecular function (GO): protein binding; prostaglandin transmembrane transporter activity
Source: RefSeq, a predicted model, not a curated record